Messenger RNA from Pundamilia nyererei, 2931 nucleotides. Its product is annotated as TNF receptor-associated factor 2-like. Gene Ontology annotation, biological process: tumor necrosis factor-mediated signaling pathway; regulation of apoptotic process; positive regulation of canonical NF-kappaB signal transduction. The transcript is spliced from 11 exons. Gene Ontology annotation, molecular function: tumor necrosis factor receptor binding; zinc ion binding; ubiquitin-protein transferase activity. Bases 416 to 2215 code for a protein of 599 amino acids. Gene Ontology annotation, cellular component: cytoplasmic side of plasma membrane; plasma membrane signaling receptor complex; cytosol. The record is from RefSeq and is a predicted model, not a curated record. Lineage: Eukaryota; Metazoa; Chordata; Actinopteri; Cichliformes; Cichlidae.
CCCUCAGCUCUGGAAUAAAUGGUACCGACGUCACUGUUUGCGGCCAGUGUAAACGGGCCCAUUACAUUACAGUCUCCGGCAGCAGAGCAGCCCGCCUCCUCUGGAUUGUGGACCAAUGACUCGGACGCCUCUACAUCUCGUCUGCCUCUCAACCCGCGUUCAGCCCCUCGCAUGACGUAACGCCCAAUCUGAAAGUGCAAUGGCGAUAUUGGACAAUAACAGCCAUCGCGCUUGGGGUCCACAUCUAUAUUAUGUGGCUAAGGUUCAAGAAAACACCUCCAGCCGGCUGCAAAACCACAUAUAAUAUCGGCACAGAGCGCGAGCGUCAACCUGCGACCAGGAAAGGUGAUCUCCCAGCCUCUGCACGCGAUGACAGCUUAGAAUAAAUCGCUGGUGUGACGUGUGAACAGACACCAUGGCCACACAGGAACCGUCCCCUCCUUCAUCCAUGGAGAGCAAUAAGCCCGGCUUCCCCAAGAAGAUCCUGGGCAACAAGCUGGAGGACAAACACCUGUGCAACUGCUGCCACAAUAUCCUCAGACGGCCUUUCCAAGCCCAGUGUGGACAUCGCUUCUGUUCCUACUGCUUUAACAGGACUGUGAGUAAUGGACCUCAGAAAUGCAAUGCUUGCAUCAAAGAGGAUAUUUUUGAGGACCCUACCUCGAUUUUAAAACAAGGAUGUGCUUUUCCAGACAAUGCGGUUCGAAGGGAAGUUGAAAAUCUGCCAGCUGUUUGUAUCAAUGAAAGCUGCACUUGGAAAGGAAGUAUAAAGGAGUACGAGAUGAACCACGAGGGGAAGUGCGAGUUCAUGAUCAUCCCCUGCCCCUCCUGCAAAGAACGAAUCCGCUUCAAUGAACAGGAGCGCCAUAAUGAGCGAGAGUGCCCUGAGAGGACGCUCAACUGCAAGUACUGCAAGGAGCCGUUCCACUUUAAGAAUAUCAAGGCUCAUGAUGAGAUCUGCCCCAAGUACCCGAUGAUCUGUGAAGGCUGUGCCAAGAAGAAAAUACCCAGAGAAAAGUAUGUGGACCAUAUCAAAUUCUGCAGCAAAUUCAGAACUCCAUGUCGAUUUCAUGUGGUGGGAUGCGAUAUGUCUGUGGAGAAGGAAAAGAUUCAUGACCAUGAGCGCGCAUAUGCCUAUGAGCACCUCAAUCUUCUGCUGCAUUACAUUAUGGGCAUGAAAGUUAGCAUGGAGGGCCUACAGCCCCAGGGACUGGAAGUAGCCGGACACAAACUGGUGGAACUCCAACAAUCCCUCAAGGAACUCGAGGCCAGAGUCUCCCAGCUCAGCACCACCUCCUCUGGGCCUCCCGUGCAGGGAGCCGCCGCCGCCGCCGCAUCCUCAUCAUCUUCCAGCUCUGGACCUCCUGGUCCACCUGCUUCAGUUCCUCUACCUCCACCUCCCACUCUGCCUCCCACUCUCUCUGUGUCCACAUCCUUCACGCCUCUGCCCAGCUCCGUGGGCGCAGCGCUGGAGCUCCAGCUUCACAGCGAGAAAACCAAGGUGGCCGAGCUCGGGCGCAGGUGCACGGAACUGGAAGUCAAAGCUGGCACGUUUGAAAAUGUGGUGUGCGUCCUGAACAGAGAGGUGGAGAGGUUCGCCACCACCAUGGAAGCCAGCAACCGUCAGCAUAAACUGGACCAGGAUAAGAUCGAGGCUCUGAGCAACAAGGUGCGACAGCUAGAGCGGACUGUGGGGCUGAAGGACCUGACGGUCGCAGAGAUGGAGGGACGGCUGAGAGAAAUGUCCGCCACCACCUUUGACGGCGUCUUUAUCUGGAGGAUUUCAGAUUUUGCCAAAAAGAGACAAGAUGCCAUCGCAGGCCGAGCCCCUGCCAUGUUCUCGCCCGCCUUCUAUACCAGCAAGUACGGCUAUAAGAUGUGCCUACGGAUCUAUCUUAAUGGAGAUGGGACAGGGCGUGGCAGCCACUUGUCCUUGUUCUUUGUGGUGAUGAGGGGGCUGAGUGAUGCCCUGCUUAAAUGGCCCUUCAACCAGAAGGUUACGCUGAUGCUGCUGGACCAGAGCAACAGAGAGCACAUCAUCGAUGCCUUUCGACCUGAUGUCACUUCCUCCUCCUUCCAGAGACCCGUGAGCGAGAUGAACAUCGCCAGCGGCUGUCCACUCUUCUGCCCGCUCUCUAAGCUCGAUGGCAAGAACACUUACAUUCGUGACGACACCAUCUUCAUCAAGGCGAUUGUGGACCUCACCGGCCUCUAGACGACCUCCAUUGGGUGUUACAGUUUGGCAACCAGGCAGCUCUUUGACCAUUAAAGGCUUCAUUUUGGCUCAGUCGCGGUCUCUUUCAGGGCGCCAUUUGGGCACCUUGCUGUCCCCCGCAGCUUUGGGGAGACAGACAUGCUUGCGACAGUCUGCUGCAUGUAGCUGCUCAGACCACACGAUGCAGGCAUUCUUAUACCUUGGUGGUCUCUGUGUGAGAACCCUCCCCUCCGUCAUUGCUGUACAUUUGGGUGCAAAACUUACUUUCUUGACAUCACAGCAUCACCAUCCACGGUGAUAAAGUGCCGUUUCAGUUCUGCAGGCGAGUUUUCAGUUAGAGGAAGCAGGCAGCAGUGCGAUGUAGUCAGAGCGGUGUUGAGCAGAAGAAGAGGGGAGUGAAAAGGUAGAACUGCGUCUUUGUUUUUCGUCCCCUGCUUUCGAAGGCUGGGGGAUGUUGCAGAACAUGCAGAGUGUGUUAGAGCAGGGCUGUAGAUGUGUUUUAUGUGAUCACUCUGGUGAAGCUGGCAGUAGAAUUAUAAUAGAGUUAGAGCGUGGCUUGAUGCAGAUUUUGCUUCCUCUUAAAGAUUGUGGAUAUUGUGAGCGUCUCAGUUCCAGUGUGGAGUAAAUUUGCAUAGACAAACGUGGAGUUAUGUUAUGAAUAAGAUUACAGGCAUUUCUUUUUAUUUCUUCAUUUCUUUUAAACAAAAUGCAUGCUG